This is a messenger RNA of Mugil cephalus (flathead mullet), 2893 nucleotides long. It is a transcript of the gene smpd1, whose product is annotated as sphingomyelin phosphodiesterase 1. The record is from RefSeq and is a predicted model, not a curated record. Gene Ontology annotation, cellular component: lysosome. The transcript is spliced from 9 exons. Gene Ontology annotation, molecular function: acid sphingomyelin phosphodiesterase activity. Gene Ontology annotation, biological process: sphingomyelin catabolic process; ceramide biosynthetic process. Lineage: Eukaryota; Metazoa; Chordata; Actinopteri; Mugiliformes; Mugilidae. Bases 223 to 2022 code for a protein of 599 amino acids.
AGCGGAGGAAAGAGCUCCGUCAGCUAGUCACACACCUACCGGAGCGGCGGAGGUUGUCCACGCCGAAGAGAAGGUUGUCUUGCAGCGUUAUUUGUGGAAGAGGAAGCUGCAUUGAAGCUCCUGUCCUGUUUUUUCGCCGGCUCUCGCCCUCGGGACCGACGCAGUUGUUUGGAGACCCCGUCGACAACUAGUUCUCGGAGGACACCUGCCGUCGGGACAAACAUGGGGCUCUCGGCGGCUCCCCGGCCGUCGUCCUUUGGCCUGAUAACCUGUUCUCUGCUGCUGACCCUGCCGCUGUUUGCCUCCGGACACCCAACGCAGACCCGAGCCCAGGGGACACCGGUGUUCGUGGAGCGGUUCCACGGGCUCGGGUUUAGCUGGAAAAAUGUCUCCUGCCCCGUCUGCAAAGCAAUCUUCACCGUUGUUGAUAUCGCCCUUCUGAGCGACACAAAUGAGGAGCGAGUGGCCCACGCAGUCCGCCAGGCCUGUGUCCGUCUGCACCUGGCUGAAGAGCAAGUGUGUCGCGACAUAACGGAGCUGUUCAGGGGCGAUCUCAUAAGGGCCCUGCAGGAGUCGUUCCUGUGGCCCAGCGAGGCGUGCGCUGUGUUGGUGGGCCCUUCCUGUGGCAAGUUUGACAUCUACGCACCCUGGAACAUCACCUUGCCAAAGGUUCCUAAGCCUCCUGUUACGCCACCCUCUCCUCCCAAACCUGGUUCUCCACAGAGCAGGGUCCUGUUCAUCACCGACGUCCACUGGGACAAGGAGUACGAGGUCGGCAGCGCUGCAGACUGCAAGGACCCUCUGUGUUGUCGUAAAGACUCUGGCUCCCCGAGCUGGAAGAGGAGGGAGGCUGGGUACUGGGGAACAUACAGCAAGUGUGACCUGCCUCUGCGGACCGUGGAGAACUUCCUGCAGAACGCCGCCAAAGCUGGACCUUGGGACUGGGUGUACUGGACCGGAGACAUACCGGCGCACAACAUCUGGUCCCAGACCAGAAAGCAGCAGUUGUCGGAGCUCACCGUCGUCUCCGAGCUCAUCCAGAAACACCUGGGACCUAAUGUGACAGUUUACCCUGCCGUAGGAAACCACGAGAGUACGCCAGUGAACAGCUUCCCCCCGCCCUUCAUUCGUGGCAAUAGAUCGUCCUCCUGGCUCUACGACACGAUGGCAAAAGAAUGGGCGACGUGGCUGCCAGAGCAGGCGUUGAAGACUUUGAGAUAUGGAGGAUUCUACACGGUGGAGAUUCAGCCCGGUCUGAGGGUGGUCUCUCUCAACAUGAACUUCUGCGCCCGAGAAAACUUCUGGCUGAUGGUAAACUCCACCGAUCCUGCCAACCAGCUGCAGUGGCUCGUACAUGUGCUCCAGGCCAGCGAGGACAAGGGAGAGAAGGUGCAUAUCAUCGGUCACAUCCCACCUGGCCUGUGCCUCGGCAGCUGGAGCUGGAACUACUAUCACAUUAUCAACAGAUAUGAGAGCACAGUGACUGGACAGUUUUUUGGCCACACACACAUGGAUGAGUUCCAAAUGUUUUAUGAUGAGGCAACCAUGACCCGUCCGCUGGGAGUGGCAUUCAUUGCUCCCAGUGUCACCACCUAUAUUAAUCUUAACCCAGGAUACCGCGUCUAUUAUGUUGACGGAAAUUACAAAGGCAGCUCUCGGCUGGUUCUCGACCACGAAAACUACAUCCUGAACCUCACGGAGGCAAACCACAGCCCGGUGGCGCCGCACAGCCCAGAACCGAACCCCAAGUGGACGCUCCUGUACCGGGCCACGGAGGCUUACGGCAUCCCCAGCCUGUUCCCGUCCGACCACGACCGGCUGCUGCAGACCUUCGUCAAAGACGACCGCGUGUUCGACAAGUUCUGGUACUUCAGCCAUAAAGGACACGUGUCGGAGCCCUGCAAGGAGACCUGCAAGACCACGGUGCUCUGCUUUCUGCGAAGCGGCCGGUACGACGAGCUGCAGCGUUGCGAAGGAUUUGCGGGAGACUCGGGCCGAGCCGUCAGAAGAACUCUCUGUUGACCUGAGGAACUUUGAACCGAGGAAAAAAAAAAAGCAAUACGACCAAAUAUGACACUGAGCCAAAUAAAUCAUUUAGGAAUCAUUAGUCAAUAAGGAUUCUCUAUGUUUGAUGAAGUUGUUCGAGCUCUCGCUCGUUACGCCGACAGGUUAUGUGAAUAUAACUAGUCUGGAGAGCUCUGCCUUAGCAUUAACUAUGUUUUACACUGAAAUGUUUGGUAACAAGCCUUAGAUUGUCAGCUGUUUUGCAAUGCCUGUUGUGUGAGGAUCUUGAAAUUGUCCUGCAAAUAUGCCAUAUUGAAACACACGGGCGUUUAGGUGAGCUGUUCACCUUGUCACAGUUUGGGCAGUUCUCUUGAACUGGGUGCCUUUUUAUUAGGUUAGUCCUUAACAGCCUUCUCGCAACUUCUAGAGCUGCUUCAGUUGUCUUCCACAGAAAAACUUGCACCUAAUAACAAAACAUUAAUGCCAACAUGAUGAUCAAGUUGGAUGGGCUUGAUUCAAAAGUAAUAAUAAUAAUAAUCAGAUGUUCCAAUCGCUUCAUAUCUUUUGCAUUUGCUGAGAUUUAAAGGUUCAAUGAUUCUGUAGUUGUAAUAAUGUUAUUGGUUCUAUUCAUAGGGACUUAGGUCAAUGUUUUGUCUACCUUAUUUGCGCUGCACCAUCUGCCUCAGCUUUAUACCCAAAAAGGAAGCAGUAUUUCUUACUGAGGUUUACUUCUGCCUGCACUUUAAUUCGUUGACUAGUUGAUUUUGAGGUUUGACUGAGUGACGAGCGAAGAAAGGCUCUCAGAUCAGCGUCUGCGACGACGCGACUUGUAAAAUAAGCAAUAAUUUAAAAGAGUUUAUAAAUUGUGAAUAAAAGAUGAGAUGUCAAA